Messenger RNA from Chaetomium globosum CBS 148.51, 2334 nucleotides. RefSeq lists its product as uncharacterized. Gene Ontology annotation, biological process: glucan catabolic process. Lineage: Eukaryota; Fungi; Ascomycota; Sordariomycetes; Sordariales; Chaetomiaceae. The transcript has 2 exons. Gene Ontology annotation, molecular function: beta-glucosidase activity. The record is from RefSeq and is a predicted model, not a curated record. Bases 1 to 2334 code for a protein of 777 amino acids.
AUGAGGUUGCUAUCACCAGGGCUGCUGUUUGCGGCGGCCGUCUGGGCUGCCGACAAGGGGCGACCAAGCCUCAAAAAUGCCAUUUACAAGGACCCCAAGGCCUCCAUUGAUGCUCGUGUGACCGACCUGCUAUCACGAAUGACCAUCGAGGAGAAGGCGUCGCAGCUUGUUCAAGGCGAUGUUCGCAACUGGAUGAAUGAAUCAACCAAUGCUCUUAAUCAGACUGGGCUGGAAUGGAGCACCAAGUAUCGCGGAAGCGCGUUUUAUGUCGGUGUACCGGUCCCAAACGAAUGGCUCCUCAAGCACAUCGAGGCCGCCCAAGACUACAUCCAGAAAGAAACCUACUUGGGCAUCCCGGCAUUCGUCCAAACCGAGGGUAUCCACGGCUUUCUUGCCCAUAAUGCCACCAUCUUCAACUCACCCAUCGCCCAUGCUUGCUCCUGGAACCCGUCCCUGGUUGAGGAUAUGGCCGUUGCCAUUGCCGAAGAAGCCCGCGUUUUUGGUAUCAACCAGCUCUUUGCUCCAGUUGCCGAUUUGGCACGGGAGCUUCGCCAUGGCCGGGUCGAAGAGAUGUACGGCGAGGAUGGGUUUCUCGCCGGAGAACUCGCCCACGCCUACGUUAAGGGCGCGCAGUCCGCGGGAGUCAGCGCGAUGGUUAAGCAUUUUGCUGCGUUUGGUGUCACGGAGCAGGGUCUCAAUACGGGACCUGCCCAUGGAGGCGAGCGGGAGCUGCGAACGACCUUUCUCCCCUCGUAUCGGCGCGCCAUUGUCGACGGAGGCGUUUUCUCCAUCAUGACGGCCUAUCACAGCUACGACGGCAUCCCCGCUGUCUCCGACCCGCAUUUGCUCACUGAUAUUCUCCGCGAUGAAUGGAAAUACGAGUACUUUACCAUGACCGACGCAGGCGCCUCAGACCGUCUCUGCAAGGACUUUAGGAUGUGCGCUUCCGAUCCCAUUGACAAGGAGGCCAUCGUCCAAUACAUCCUCCCAGCCGGUGGUGACGUGGAGAUGGGGGGCGGUUCCUACUCGUUUGAGAAGAUCCCGGAGCUGGUUGCAAACGGCAAAAUCAAAGAGGAGCUGGUCGAUACGGCUGUUGCUCGCGUCCUCAAGGCCAAGUUUGAACUCGGCCUCUUUGAGAAGCCCUUCUCGGGGCUGCCGUUGAAGGAGGCUAAUAAGGUGAUACACGCACCAACCUACCUCGCCCUCGCAAAGAAGCUGGACGAGGAGUCCAUUGUCCUCCUUGAAAAUCACAACAACGUCCUGCCGCUGCGCAAGGAUGCAUCGAUCGCCGUCAUCGGGCCCAUGGCGCACGGGUUCAUGAAUUAUGGAGACUACGUAACUGUGAAUUCUUCCUCGCGCGGCAUUACCCCCCUCGAUGGCAUCAAGGGACUUGGCAACGGCAAGAUUACGUACGCUCAAGGUUGUGAGCGCUGGUCCACCUCCGAAGACGGAAUUCCUGCUGCCGUCGCCGCCGCCGAGGCAGCCGAUGUCGCUGUGGUCGUGGUGGGCACCUGGUCUCGCGACCAGAACGAACUCUGGCAAGGGCUGAAUGCCACGACGGGAGAGCAUGUCGAUGUGAACAGCCUCGACUUGGUCGGCGCCCAAGAACCGCUUGUCCGUGCCAUUAUCGCGACAGGGAAGCCGACCGUCGUGGUCUUUUCGUCGGGCAAACCGGUGACCGCGCCGUGGAUCUCGGGCAAUGCUGCCGCACUCGUCCAGCAGUUUUACCCCUCUGAACAAGGCGGCGCGGCGCUCGCCUCUGUUCUUUUUGGUGACACGAACCCUAGCGGCAAACUCGCCGUCAGCUUCCCCCGGAGUGUUGGCGACUUGCCAGUCCAUUACGACUAUUUGAACUCGGGGCGUGGGGAUUCUCCCGAUGCCGGUGUUGCCUACGAAAAUGGUACGCUUGUCUUUGGCCACCAGUAUGUCCUGGGCGACCCGCGACCGUUGUACGACUUUGGGUAUGGACUGAGCUACUCGACCUUCACUUACAGCGACAUCGCGGUGGAUAAACAAGAAGUAGGAGUGGCGGAUACUGUCACAAUCAGUGCUACAAUCACAAACACAUCCCGUCGAGAUGGGAAAGAGGUUGUCCAGGUCUAUGUUAAGGACCUGAUUGCUAGUGUUGUUGUCCCCAACAUCCAAUUGCGAGGGUUUCAGAAAGUCUUACUGAGGGCCGGAGAAAGUAAACGUGUGAGCAUCAAAGUCAAGAUGCAGGAUCUGGGUAUUUGGAACGCGAGAAUGAAGUAUGUGGUUGAGCCGGGGGAAUUCAUGUUCAUGGUUGGGGCUUCGAGCAACAACAUCAAGGGCAAUGUCACUGUUACACUCCAAUAG